AUGUCGCGGGUCCCUGGGAGACUCGAGAGCGCAACGCUUUUUUUGAAGGGUCCAGGUUUGGGGGGAUCGUGCGAUUCGGAGGGUGGUGGGUCGUCCGUUCACGACGUCAUGAUGGCCGACGGGCGCUGCUUUCAAAACGACACCGCAUAA
This is a messenger RNA of Purpureocillium lilacinum, 150 nucleotides long. NCBI's taxonomy places the organism in Eukaryota, Fungi, Ascomycota, Sordariomycetes, Hypocreales, Ophiocordycipitaceae. The record is from RefSeq and is a predicted model, not a curated record.